CCGCCUUUAAAUCGUACAAGAAGAAGAAGAAGAUGGCGCUCGCUAAAUGAAAACAGAACCGUGCAACACGUGGAAAUGUUUAGCCUAUAGACAACUUUUUCUGAUUUGUUAUUUAAUUUUGACCAUUGCUUUUGUGUUGGUGCUUAAUCUGUUGCAGAAACAGCCGUCGAGGCUCCUCAAAUCAGUGCUAUUCGACAAAUCGCGCAGGUCUCCCGUGUCAGGAAUACAUGAUACUUCACAGAUCAGUGGAUUAAAGAAGUAUGGCUCUCGGCAGCGAAGACAGCACGACCCCGCUCGCGUCGCCGAGCACGCGGAAGAAUGUAACGUUACCGGCCGUGUCGCACGUUGGAGAUCUGAUCGACAUUGAUCCGCACUCGGAGCUCAUCUUCGAAACCCCCCCUCCUGAUGUUGUAGACUCUAUCAAUGAGUGUUUUGAGCAGUUCACCAGCACCGUGGAGAAAACAAGUGAUGCUACACUCCACCAGCUUUCUUCGGACAGUGACUCUGGUGAAAGCCUGUUUAUAACACAGUCUAGGACUAAAGCAGUCCGAACUGAAAGACGACUUCGAUCAUCUAGGAGACCAGAGUCCGUCUCUGAGGAUUCUGAAGAGAAUGAAGAGUCUGAAAAUGAGAGGGGAAGUGGAGGUCAGCGUGCGGAGUGCCCAAAAAGAAGAAAAAGUUCCAUCUAUAUUCCUCCUCGAAGAACUACCUUUCCAUUUCUGUUGAAAUCACUCAGACGACAACACCUGUCCUCAAAGAAGCACCAGAUUCUAGAGAACUCAGAAAUGGGGGGGUUCUUAAAAUGCAUAAGGAACAUCGAGGAGGGUUGUGUGAACACAGGAAGAGCAAUCAGUCCAUCUAUGCUGGAGUCUGAACUAAGUGAUAACUCUGAGGGGGAUGAGCACAACAGUGAUCAUGAAGUCACAAAAGUGGACAAAACCAUUUUUGUUCCAAGUUACUUUAAAGAAAACAAACACAAAUGGCUUCCACAAUCCUUCUUGGAGAUUAGGAUCCAGGGUUCUGUUUCAGAUGACAAUGAAGAACAGCUAUUCAACACCAAAGCAAAAGAGAAGAAAAGAAAAACUAAAUCUACCAAGAAAAACAAGGCUAGUGCUUCUGUUAAAAAACAAUCUAACAGCAAACUCGAAGCUCCCAAAAGCAAAGCUACAGUCAGGACCUCAUCAGAAUCGUCUGGUGACUCUCUCUUUAUGGAGCAGGAAAAACAACAUGAGGCGCAUGAGGUUUUAGCUUCAUGUUCAGAUGCUGAACACUCAGAUUCUGCCCAUUGCAGACAUCGACUUACUAAGCAGACUGUCCAGUGUGCUGAGAACUUGGAUGGAGAUCAUUUAGUGGUAAUUGAAGAGACACAGAGAAACUCAAUAGAGGCAGUUACAGAAGCAAUAGUUCACAUGGAGCAUGAUGAUAAUGCAAGUUCUCCAUCUCAAGCUGAUGACAUCAUUGGACUGGAAAACACUGUGUCAAACUUGCAGUCAGAAACAACAACAGAACAUGUGGAAAAAAAUAAUCCACCUGUCUUUUCAGACAGCUUGUUUACCAGUAAAGAGAAAAAGAAGAAAAAGCACAAAUUAAAAGAACAAGAGGAAGCCGAGUCUGGUGCAGAUACUCAUAGUGCAGACAAUGUUCAUUCAGUUGAGAUGGAGCAGUUCAGUGAAUCACAAACAACUGAGAUGCAACCCAAAAGAACAAAAAAGAAGAGAAAAGACAAAGAGAGGACAAAGAUGGCACACAUAGAGGACAAUAGUGGUACAGACAUCCUGUCAAAUGAAACUUGUGAAGCUCCUGACACCGAACAACCUGAGCAUAUACAGACAUCAGAGGAAAUCACAGGAUUAAAAUCAGUGAGGAAGAAAAAGAAGAAGAAUGGCAGAGAAGAAUCUCAGUAUGAAUCAGUUGAUGCUGCUCUGGAUGUGAAUUCAGUGUCUCAGUUUAAUAAUGUCACUGAUAGAUCAACUACUCAAGAGACUGUUGAAGAAAGACCAAGUGAUGUUUUUGAACAUACAGAAACUGAAUUAAUUGAUGCUGAACACUCAGAUUCUGUCCAGUGUGCUGAGAACUCUCAUUUAGAUCAUUUAUCUGUAAUUGAAGACGGACAGAGAAACUCUGUGGAGGCAGUUACAGAACCAGCAGUGGAUCAUGAGGAUGACCUGACGUCAGACAAUAACCUGCUCAACAAAAGCAAUUCUUUGUUGCCACCCCAAGGGGGAGACAUUUCUAUACAGAAUGAUAUUCAACAGACUGACAGUGACUUUGGCUCAGAGGAUUUAUUCACGCCAUUGAACAGUCAUAAAGCGGCAUCUGUUACAGCGAACAUGGAGGAGAGCGAUCAAGACAGUGAUGUGACUCAAAUAGAGACAGAAGGACAGUCUGUGUCCAUAUUUGGACCAGGAACACCAAGAUGGUGUGAUGGUGGCCACCAUGCACAUGAAGACAAUGACAGCGAUGAAACUCAAAUAGAGACUGAGGGAACAUCUAUGUCCGUGUUUGGGCCAGGAACACCAAACAAGCAGUUUACAACUCAAGACUUGAACAGUACCAAACACCCAGAAUCCCAAAAGACUGACCAGAUUCCUGUUGGCCUAAAUGCUGAACUGCUCUCAAGGAAAGAGGAAAAGUGUAACAAUAAAAAUAGGAAAAUGGUGUCGAGAUCUCAUAAGGAUUCUGAUGUAACAAAGGAGACCAUAGAUGUGCAACCAGCAUCUAAACAUUUACCACUAGCUGAUGAACCAUUAAAAGAAGUUUACUCAAUUUCAUCUGAGCGCCUCAAUCGAAGGGCGAUAGAGGAGAUGGAAACAGAUCCUCAGGAAACUCCUUUGUUUCAAAAUGGUGGACUGAGCUUUAUUAAAAAAAAAGGAAAGAGAAAGGAAAAAUUGGGUGAGAUUAAUUUCAUACAGUGUGUUUCAAAUGUAGAUGUGAGCUCUGAAUCUCCAGUUGGAGUUAAAACAACACCCAGAGAGAAGGAGAAAUUGCAUGAAGUGGAAAACAGAGUAACGACAAAUGAAGAGCAAAGGGAAGCAUCAGUUUUGCAUUUGGAGGAGAUACCAGAGAUCUUGGAGGAAAGUGUUUUAUCUAGGGUGGCAGAUGAUAGUGUUAUCACAAAAGUUAAGAGGAAAAAGAAGAAAAAGUACAAAUUAAAAGAACAUGAGGAUGUUGAGCCAAGUGUAGAAAAUCAGUCGGUUGAGACGGUUCAGUUCAGUGAGUCCCAAACUGCUGAAGUGACAUCCAAAAUAACUAAAAAGAAGAAGAGAAAAUAUGUAGAGGAGAAUAGUGCUACAGACUUCCCAUCAAAUGAAACUUUGGACUCUGAUAGACCAGCAGAGUUGAGAGGAAAUUAUCAAUCCAGUGAAGUUCAAGCGACACAUCUACCUGAGCAUAUACAGACAUGUCCAACACCUAAUUUAACUACAUUAAAAUCAGUAAAGAAGAAGAAAAAGAAGAAGAAAAGAGAUGAGACUGAAGAGCCAGAAUAUGAAUCUGUUGAUCUGGAUGUGAACUCUAUGUCUCAGUUUGAUCAUGUUGAUGGAGUAGUUGGACAACAGGUCAUUGAAGAAAGGCCAAGCGAUGACAACACAGCUAAACAUUUAGAAGGUACUACAGCACAUAUCUUAAAGGUUGCCAAACACAAAAAGAAAAGUCAGAAUGCAAGUUCUUGGUCUCAAAGUGAUGACAUUAUUGGACUGGAAAAACUAGCAUCAGGCUCGCAGUCAGAAAGCACAGAAGAGCUCUUGGAAAAGAAAAUGAAGAAAAGGCAGAAAUUAAAGGAGCAAAAGAACGCAGAACUUGCUUCAGAUAUUGGAGACAAUGUGCUGUUGUUUCAACAAAGUGAGUCUCCAACUACGGAUUUGCUAUCCAAAAAAACAAAAAAGAAGAGAGCCAACAAAGACAGGGAAAGAACAACAGAUAGCUCAUCAAAUGAAAUUUUGGACCACAUGGAUGAUAGACCUUCAGAAAUGAGAGGAAAUAAUGUGAUUCAGUCCAUUGAGGCCACCGAGACCAAUCAGUUUGAGCAUUUACAGACAUCAGAGGAAAUUACAAGAUGCUCUUCACCCAAUAUAACCAAAUUAAGCUUAGGGAAGAAAAAGAAGAAAAAAAUGGAUAGAAGUGAGAAACAACAGUGUGAAUCUGUUGAUGUCAAUCUGGAUGUGUCUCAGCUUGAUGUCGUCUCUGGGCUGAUAGCAGAAAAGAUGACUGAAAGAAGGCCGAGCGAUGGCAGUGCAGUGGAACAUUCGGAAGGUAAUGCAGCACAUGUGUUAAAGGUGGCCAAACGCAAAAAGAAAAGUCAGAAUGCAAGUUCUCCAUCUCAAGCUGAUGAUAUCAUUGGACUGGAAAACUCAACAGAACAUGUGGAAAAAACUAAUUCACCUGUCCUUUCAGACAGCUUGUUUACCAGUAAAGAGAAAAAGAAGAAAAAGCACAAAUUAAAAGAGCAAGAGGAAGCCGAGUCUGGUGCAGAUACUCAUAGUGCAGACAAUGUUCAUUCAGUUGAGAUGGAGCAGUUCAGUGAGUCACAAACAACUGAGAUGCAACCCAAAAGAACAAAAAAGAAGAGAAAAGACAAAGAGAGGACAAAGACGGCACACCUAGAGGACAAUAGUAAUACAGACAUCCUGUCAAAUGAAACUUGUGAAGCUCCUGAGACCGAACAACCUGAGCAUAUACAGACAUCAGAGGAAAUCACAGGAUUAAAAUCAGUGAGAAAGAAGAAGAAGAAGAAGAAUGACAGAGAAGAAUCUCAGUAUGAAUCUGUUGAUUCUGCUCUGGAUGUGAAUUCAGUGUCUCAGUUUAAUAAUGUCACUGAUAGAUCAACUACUCAAGAGACUUUUGAAGAAAGACCAAGUGAUGUUGUUGAACAUACAGAAACUGAAUUAAAUGACACUAAACACAAAAAGAAGAGGAAACGAUCAAGUCUGUCUGUUAAUAACAGUUCUGAGUUCAGCUCUUCUGAUGCACAAAUGCAGGAAACUGUCGCACCUGAGAGGAAGAGGAAGAAAACAAGAAACUCUGAUCACAUCACAAAUGUAGGUGGUGAACUGACUUUGGAAAGUUCUGAUCGUACAGUGCCGUUUGAAAAGUCUCAGAGCCCGAUGUUGAAAUCACCUGAAGUAAUUACAAAGAAAUCCAAGAGAAAGAAAAACAAGGAAAUGAAUGAAAGCAUAAAUUACAUGCUGGAUGAUAGUGCUGAACUAGAAACUGAACAAGAGACUGACUCAAUCAUACAACACAACAAUGCAGACAGACAGGCCAACAUUAUGAUCUCACUGGGAGAUUCUGCAGAUAUUAGAAAGAAAAAAAAGAAGAGGAAGAAAGAUACUGAAAAUAAUAUCACGGAAAUCUCCAUGUCUCAGAACGCUGACUCCGCUGCAGCAGUCAAUGGAGAUGAGACAACCAAAAGACCUGAAAAACACAGACAAAGGUGUCAUGACAGAGCAGGUUGUGUUCAAACUGAGUGUAAUGCAAAUAACUUUCUUGAUUCACACAGAAAACAGGAUACAUAUGAAGAGAAUCACCUAAAGGAGGGAUCUGGGGCAGGAGAAUCAUCUGUGUUGCACAAAAGAAAGAAAAAGAGGAAAAGAAGGGAGGAAAGUUUAUCUGUACUCGAUAGCUAAAACUCUUCAGUGCACAAUAGAAAAGUGUGUGCAGAAGUUGACAAUGGUAUAUUUGUUACACAGAAUAAUAAGGAGAGGAGGAAAAUGAUAAAGAGUAAUUAGUUUUAAAGCUCAGUUAAACCAUUUCAAAAGAAAAAUAAUCUUAACCUCUCAGGCAUUUAAGAUGAGCUAUAUGCAUAAAGUGUUUUCUGUUUAUGAUAAAUGGCCAAGAAAAAUGUAAAAGCAAAGAGAGGUUUGCAGAUUAAUAUAAACAAAAUGUCUAAAUCUGUGAUUAAAACAUUGUUUAAUUUAUUUUUCAAGAAUUGUUUUGUGAGACACAAACCCACAAACACAUGUACAUUAUUAUUGUUACUUGUUUUGUAGAUUAAAUUUUUAAAUAAUCAAAACAUUUUCAUUCGGUUUAUUAAAUCAUUGUACUGCCAAAUUAUAUAAUGUCUUCUAGAGCACUGUAUCAUUUUUAUUAUCAGAAUCAGAGUAUUUUAUACAGAAGCAAUGUGUUUGGUCAAUAUAAUAUUGACCUAUUUUAUACAUUUGCAUUAUGGACACUUUGUUACUCUGCUUCAGAGAAAUAAAAUAUAACGGGUUUCCCCGUGUGAUAAACAUC
Molecule: messenger RNA, 6228 nt
Organism: Cyprinus carpio (common carp)
Lineage: Eukaryota; Metazoa; Chordata; Actinopteri; Cypriniformes; Cyprinidae
Gene: pho
Product: phoenix
Biological process (GO): transcription by RNA polymerase I
Source: RefSeq, a predicted model, not a curated record